GCCCCCAGCGGCAACUUCUUGGCUGCGCGCACGGCGGCGUGGCGCGGUCGCCAUGGAGACGCGUGGUCCUGGCGGGCAGUGAGCGCCUGGAGCCCGCCCGGUGCGGGUCCUCGGCUGUUCCAGUCGCAGGUUGCGGUCCCGCGGGCGGAUGGCCGGCCGUGGUGGGGCCGGGGCGGCGGAGUUUGGCGAGGAGGGCGAGGACGAGGAGGAUGAGGAGGAGGCUCGGGAAGGCGGCGCAGAGGGCUCCCCCGGGUCCAAGCUGCCCCCCAUCGUGGGCAACGCCUCCGAGCUGUCCAAACGGAAGGUGAAGAAGAAAAAGAAGAAGAAAAAGACCAAAGGGUCCGGCAAGGGCGACGCAGAUAAACAUCACAGUCGAGGCCGGAAGAGUCAGCCGCUUUCUUCAUCUUUCCAUGACAUCUUAAAUCCCCAGAAAGACCAAGGUUCGAGGGCAGAGCCCAGGGACAAAGAAGAUAACAGGCACAGCCUUCCCUAUUCGUGCAGCGUCAGCCGCCCCACCCUAAGCGAAAUAGAAGAGAGCCUUUCGAACCAGAUCAACGAGAGCCUGCGCUGGGAUGGCAUUCUCACCGACCCCGAGGCAGAAAAAGAAAGGAUCCGCGUCUACAAGCUGAACCGGAGGAAGCGGUACCGGCUGGUGGCCCUCAAGGGCUUCCAUUCAGAUUCCUGCAUGGAGGAGAGCCUGGAGAACCUGCCCUACCUCUCAGACAAAGACUGCCGCCCCAGCAGCAAGGAGCCCUGCUCCAAGGGCGACCAUGCGCAUAGCUGCUUUGAGGCAGCAAAGCUCCUGCACCCCGAGUUAGACACCACGGCAGCAGAGUGACAACUGUCCGCCCCGCCGCCCAGCCCCUCUUUGCCACCCAUUUAUACGUUUAAAAAGAAUCAUAAUAAAGAGAAGUCAGACC
This is a messenger RNA of Meriones unguiculatus (Mongolian gerbil), 920 nucleotides long. It is a transcript of the gene Liat1, whose product is annotated as ligand of ATE1. Gene Ontology annotation, biological process: protein arginylation. Bases 149 to 838 code for a protein of 229 amino acids. The record is from RefSeq and is a predicted model, not a curated record. The transcript is spliced from 2 exons. Lineage: Eukaryota; Metazoa; Chordata; Mammalia; Rodentia; Muridae.